Molecule: messenger RNA, 4988 nt
Organism: Gadus morhua (Atlantic cod)
Lineage: Eukaryota; Metazoa; Chordata; Actinopteri; Gadiformes; Gadidae
Product: focal adhesion kinase 1
Exons: 35
Coding region: 340-3654 (1104 amino acids)
Biological process (GO): signal complex assembly; protein phosphorylation
Cellular component (GO): cytoskeleton; focal adhesion
Molecular function (GO): protein tyrosine kinase activity; ATP binding
Source: RefSeq, a predicted model, not a curated record
CACUACCUUCCUUCAGCCAUGUUGGAAAACCUCGGGAUCCAGCAGGAGCCUUGACGUUACCGCCAGCGUCACAGGCACAGGCAGCACUCGACCGGGGACAGCACUGUGCUGCGAGGAAAAAAAACACAGAGGGAGAGAGGGAACCCCACAACGGACAAAUAUAGCGACUCAGUGAUUUCUAAGGUUGAAGGGAUUAUUCAAACGCACUGGAUUAAGCGGGGAGUCGGCGUCUCGGGGGUAGGCGCGGCCGGUUGUCCGGGGCUACAGGAUCUUUCCAGGAUAUCGUAUGCUGGUGAAUAUGACGGCCAGUUAGCCCCAAAGGAGACCCCAAAGUCUGACAUGGCGUCGUCCUCCUACCUGGAGACCGGCCGCAGCCACUCAGCGGCCGCUGGUUGCGGGGUCAAGUCCCGGUCGGGCGCCACCGGCGUGGGCGCCGGGGGGGGCGGCGGCGGCCCGGCGGGGGCGCUGGAGCGGCCCGUGGGCUCCAUGGACCGCGUGCUGAAGAUCUACCACUACUUUGAGACCAACAGCGAGCCCUCCACCUGGGCCAGCAACAUCAGGCACGGGGAUGCCACGGACGUCAGGGGCGUGAUCCAGAAGAUAGCUGAGAUCCACAAGCUGCGCUGUGUGUCCUCGCUGGGUCUCCGCCUCGCGCACCUACGCUCCGACGCCAUGCACUGGCUGCACCCCGACCUGGGCGUGUCUCACGUCAGGGAGAAGUACGAGAAACAGCACCCCCAAGAGGAGUGGAGGUACGAGUUGCGAAUGAGGUAUCUCCCCAAAGGCUAUCUCAGCCAUUUCUCGGAAGACAAACCAUCUCUUAACUACCUCUACCACCAGGUGAAAAGCGACUUCAUGCUCCAGCUGGCCGACCACGUGGAUCAAGAUGUUGCUUUAAAACUCGGCUGCUUAGAGAUCAGGAGGUUCUUCAGAGAGAUGCCCGGAAACGCCCUCGAUAAAAAGUCAAACUACGAACUUCUUGAAAAGGACGUGGGUUUAAGGAGGUUUUUCCCCAAGAGCGUCUUGGAAUCUCUCAAGGCCAAAACGCUGAGGAAACAAAUCCAGCAGACCUUCAAGCAGUUUGCCAACCUCAACGACGAGCAGAGCAUCCACAUGUUCUUUGAGAUUCUCUCUCCCAUCUACCGCUUCGACAAAGAGUGCUUCAAAUGUGCUUUGGGGUCUAGCUGGGUCAUAUCAGUAGAGUUGGCCAUCGGCCCAGAAGAAGGAAUCAGCUACCUCACAGAUAAGGGUUCAAUGCCUACCCACCUCGCUAACUUCACCCAGGUACAGUCCAUACAGUACUCGGCCAUGGAGGAGAAGGACCGCAAGGGCAUGCUGCAGCUAAUCGUAGCGGGGGCACCGGAACCUCUCAUAGUCACCACCACGUCGCUGACCACAGCAGAAAACAUGGCGGACCUCAUUGACGGCUACUGUCGGCUGGUCUCCUCUCUGUCUCACUCCUUCAUCGUCAGGGUCCAAAAAGAGGGGGACAGAGCCCUACCUUCAAUCCCCAACCCCAAAGUGUCCAACCAUGAGAAACGCAUGGAGAAGCGGAUGGACGGAGUGAGGACCAGAGCGGUGUGCGUCUCGGAAACAGACGACUAUGCUGAGAUCAUCGAUGAAGAGGACACCUACACCAUGCCGUCCAAAUACUAUGGACUAGAACAAGGUAACGAUCAGACGCGGGACUACGAGAUCCUCCGGGACUGCAUCGAGCUGGGACGCUGCAUAGGAGAGGGACAGUUUGGGGACGUGCACCAGGGCGUCUACGUCAGCCCGGACAACCCAGCUCUGUCGGUGGCCGUGAAGACGUGUAAGAACUCCACGUCGGACAGCGUCCGGGAGAAGUUCCUCCAGGAAGCUUUAACCAUGCGGCAGUUCGACCACCCUCACAUCGUCAAGCUGAUGGGCGUGAUCACGGACAACCCCGUGUGGAUCAUCAUGGAGCUCUGCACCCUGGGGGAGCUGCGGUCCUUCCUGCAGGUGAGGAAGUACAGUCUGGACCUGGCCACUCUCAUCCUGUACUCCUACCAGCUCAGCUUAGCCCUGGCCUAUCUGGAGAGCAAGCGUUUUGUACACAGGGACAUUGCAGCGCGGAACGUUCUGGUUUCCACUAUAGACUGCGUGAAGCUGGGAGACUUUGGUUUGUCCAGAUACAUGGAGGACAGCUCUUACUACAAAGCUUCCAAAGGUAAACUGCCUAUUAAAUGGAUGGCACCAGAGUCCAUUAACUUCAGGAGGUUCACGUCGGCCAGUGAUGUCUGGAUGUUCGGCGUGUGCAUGUGGGAGAUCCUCAUGUACGGCAUCAAGCCCUUCCAGGGCGUGAAGAACAACGACGUGAUUGGCCGGAUAGAGAAUGGCGAGCGUCUGGCCAUGCCCCCCCAGUGCCCGCCCACGCUGUACAGUCUGAUGACCAAGUGCUGGUCGUACGACCCCGGCAAGAGGCCCCGCUUCACCGAGCUCAAGGCCCAGCUCAGCACCAUCCUAGAGGAGGAGAAGGCCCAGCAGAAGGAGAGGAACCGGAUGGAGCUGAGGCGCCAGGUCACCAUGUCAUGGGACUCCGGAGGCGCUGAGGAAGCCCCGCCCAAGCCGAGCCGGCCCGGUUACCCCAGCCCCCGCUCCAGUGAGGGGUUCUACCCGGGCCCCCAGCACCAGGGCCACUACCAGAUGUCGGGGUACCCGGGCCCCCACACGCUCCCCUCGGUGCCCAGUGCCCUGUACCCGCCGCCCGCCGCCCUUCUGGACACGCACCACGCCCACACCCACCCCCGGCACCACGUCCACUCCCACGGCCCCCACCUGGGCCCCCACCUGGGCCCGGCCCACGGGGCGGACAUGGCCCUCUGGGGCUCCGGCCUGGAGGACCCUGCGUUAGACAUGCUGCCCUGUGUGGGCCAGCCGUGCCUCCUACGGGAGGACCAGCUGUUGAUUCAGCAGCAGCAGAUGGAGGACGACCGCAGGUGGCUGGAGCAGGAGGAGAGGCUGCUGAAGCCAGACACCAGAAGCUCUCGUGGAAGUCUGGACCGAGAGGACUCCGGACUGCAACCACCGACGGGGAAUCAGCACAUCUACCAGCCGGUUGGAAAGCAAGAGCAUGCAGCCCCCCCCAAGAAGCCUCCCCGACCUGGAGCUCCCGGACACCUUGGGAGCCUGGCAUGUCUGAGCUCUGGGGAUAGCUACAACGACGGGCUCAAGCCCUGGCGGCUGCAGCCCCAGGAGAUCAGCCCCCCCCCCACCGCCAACCUGGACCGCUCCAACGACAAGGUGUACGAGAACGUGACGGGCCUGGUCAAGGCCGUGAUCGAGAUGUCCAGCAAGAUCCAGCCGGCGCCCCCGGAGGAAUACGUCCCCAUGGUGAAGGACGUAGGCCUCGCGUUGAGGACACUGCUGGCGACAGUGGAGGAGACUUACCCUCAACUCCCUGCCUGCACACACAGAGAGAUCGAGAUGGCCCAGAAGCUGUUGAACUCUGACCUGGCAGAACUCAUUAGCAAGAUGAAGCUAGCCCAGCAGUAUGUGAUGACCAGCCUGCAGCAGGACUACAAGAGGCAGAUGCUGACGGCUGCACACGCCCUCGCCGUCGACGCCAAGAACCUGCUGGACGUGAUCGACCAAUCGCGGCUCAAGAUGAUGUCGCAGGCCCGUCCGCACUAGCCCCCGCCCUCUUCAGCCCCCCCCCCCCCACCCCCCCAACCCCGGGGGGGCCGGGAACGUACCGACGCUCCACGCGCGCGUUCCUAAAGGACUAUAAACAAAAGACUACCUGAUGCUCUGAGGACACCAUCAUCGGUCGUCUGUAAUAUGUAAAGCGGGCUCUUCUUCUGUGGUCUCGGAGGUUCGCGGCCGGCGAGAGGGGGAACCUUAAAAGAUUGAACGUCGUCUUCGUCCGCCCGCCCCGCCCGCCGUGAUCUCUGGCGGUCGGGGGCGGAGCCAGAAGACCUCCGAAGCCGUGGCGCGACGCUCCCACAUCAGGGAACGCUCCCACCUCUCUCUCGCCCUCGGAAUUCCCAACCGAUGAAUGAAGGAGAAGGGGCCGGCGAAUGAACAGGGUCGCCAUGGAGACGGGUGGCUGUCGAGUCAAUGUGGUACUGAGCCAAAAUACACAAGAUCCACACGCUCCACAGUCACUCGGCAAACCAGGGAAAACACUUGGGAAUAAAACAUUUUAUCGUCGGGGACAACCUCACUUUGGAAUCCAGUUAUUGUGUUCCAUAAUAAUACUGGGACUGCAAUACCCAGAGUUCUCAGCUUCUUGGGGUCGGGAAAAAAAAAAAGGAGAAGCUGUGGGCACUUGGUUGUCGUGACACCGGCAACAACGGAUGGCUUGAGGUUUUGAACCGGUUAUGAACCGGUUGUCGGCUUUUCCCGACCGCGGCCCAGUGUACGAUUCACCCUGAGGCAUAACCAUGAGCCCCAUGCUAUACAGCGCUAACUUAACCCCUCCCCUUUGGAUCGGACGUCCUCCCCUUGCGUUGGACAUACCUCACCCCUGCCUCAUCCUGCUCCCAACGGCAUGUCUGGACGACAAAGUGGGGGCUGAGUCGUCAUUGUUGUUGUUGUUGUUGUUGUUGUUGUUGUCUUCGUCGGUGAUGGGGACGUGACAAUGUGGUUCGUACAGAAAGGCUGAACGUUCGCCCCACACCAUCCCCCACCCUCACCCCCACCCCCACCCUCACCCCCUCCCCCACCACCCCCACCCCCACCCCCACCCCCUCCACCUCCACCUAAAGCCUACAAUCAACCCCCCCCCCCCCCCCCCUCCUGUCUUCCACCCCUUCCGCCCCCAUCACUUUAUUUAUUGCCUUCAUCUGAACGUGCCCCCCCCCCCUCCCCUCACCGUGUCCCUCAGGUCGUGAUCUACCUGAGGGGGGGCGGGACUCCUCCCAGUCUACGCAGACCGGAGGCUCCGAGCCCCCGUCUCCCCGUCGUCUUCUCGUCUUCUCGUCUUCUCCCCUCCUCCCCUCCUCCCUGUCUCCUCCCCUCCUCCC